Molecule: messenger RNA, 5740 nt
Organism: Ostrea edulis (European flat oyster)
Lineage: Eukaryota; Metazoa; Mollusca; Bivalvia; Ostreida; Ostreidae
Product: toll-like receptor 4
Exons: 1
Coding region: 576-2696 (706 amino acids)
Biological process (GO): immune response; inflammatory response; toll-like receptor signaling pathway
Cellular component (GO): membrane
Molecular function (GO): transmembrane signaling receptor activity; protein binding
Source: RefSeq, a predicted model, not a curated record
AUGUUGGGUCAUGGUGUAAAAUAGUAUUCGUUAGUCCUCGACUUCUUUAGAUCAGGACAUUCGUGUCUUUAGCAUAUCAGCAAUUCUUCAUUAUUAAUUUUCAUCGAUCUUUUUGACGACCAAAACACAAUACAUAUACAACCAACGAUUGUACAUUAUCAUCAUUAACUCCGGACACAGGAUUGUACAUUAUCAUCAUUAACUCCGGACACAGGUUUCCAUAGUUCUUUUCUAUCUAUUGUUUUUCCUGGGCGGUUUCUUUACAAUUUUGUUCAUACUCAAUUCAAUACUUAGCUGAUCCAGUUGUCGUGAUGUGUAUAUGUGUCAUACAAUGAAACGCCAACUUCCCACCAAGCUUGCCUGGUAAACAAAGGAUUGCAUUCACAAGGGUAUAGAUUCCAAUCUUUUUCAACAUACGCGGAAAUAUGACAUUUUUGUUUCCUGUUGAACUUGGCAUAAUGGUUACGAGAAAUGGCUAAUUACUGGUUAGUCAGGUGGAACGUUUUCCUUAUUCCUAGGAUAAAAUUGCCUGCAUAAGAGGAGGUGUACCAUUUGGAGAACAGUGUUGAAUAAUAAUGGGUAUUGUGAUUUUCAUCGGAAUUCUAUAUUUCGGGUGGCUUUAUAAAAGUGCAAUGUGUCGCUAUAUGGAUGAAAAUGUACCCUGCUGCAGUGUGAAUCAGUCGAGAAACGGCGUGGUUGUGAAUUGUCGUUACAUGGAUAAUGGGACUGAAUGUGAGAUUCCCCCCAACGUAACGGACCUAGUCUUUGUCAAGAACAAAUUGUUAACACCAGCGACUUUAGACUUCCUUUGCUUUAAAAAUUUCACGAGAUUGAGUUAUAUAAACGUCUCGGACAACGAUUUAAGGGCAAUUCCCAAAGGAUGCUUUGGAACAUUCCCAGUGCUCCAGACGUUGGAUAUUUCUGGAAACAACAAGUUGGGCUUACAAAACUUAUACAAUGCAUGUGUUGGUUUGAACAACACAAAUAUUACAAUUCUCAAAGCAAACUUCAUUAACAACGUAGACAUUUUACUGCCUGUAUACCAUAACCUAUCAACUUUACUUUCCGACACUUCCCUAAAGGAGAUUUACUUUGAAUAUGAUGAAAUCAGUGUAAUAGAAUCGGGAGUCAUUAAGACUUUACCUAAGUCUCUUGAGAUUCUAUCUGUCAGGGGAAAUCGUCUGAGCUUUAGUAUCAAAUUGUUGGAAUUAAGAUUAAUGACGAAUUUGAAAAAACUGGAUAUAAGUUUCCAAUGCACGCAACUUUUGCGCAGGAAGUAUGCUCCGGCGUGGAAGGAUACCCACAACUGCUCAGUUUUCGGCGUAACGGAAGGAAACGUGUUAAAAGUUCUUCCUCCAAACCUGGAGGAAUUGAUUUCAAUAGAAACUGGUUCUGGAUCGUUCUGUUUCCCAAAACUUAGCCCCAAGAACACGUCUUUAAAAUAUGUGGAUUUAUCUGGUUCAGACUAUUUUUCAUGGGUGGGUCCACUCAACAUCAGCAAGGACUCUAACCAUUUGGAAACACUUAUCCUAUCCAAUAACAAGUGCAGCAAUAUUUCGGACGGGUUCUUUGCGAAUCUAAACCAACUAAAGAAAUUGGAUAUUAGUCAAAAUGUCUUGGGGACAUUUUUCCCUGGGGUGACAGGGGGCAGCGUCUUCAAAGGACUGGUGUCCCUAGAAACUUUAAACAUGGCAGAAAACUUAAUUGACAAUCUUCCAUCCGAUCUGCUGAAGUACCAAUCAAAUCUCAAGAUUCUCGUGGUGAGUUACAAUAACAUGGAGUCAUUGACUCUCAGCGUCAGCCAUAUGAAGAAUUUGCAAUCCAUAGACUGUUCUUACAAUAAGCUUGUUUCCCUUCCAAAAUCUCUGCAGACAGAUCUCGAUGCCAUUGUUCAAGACCACCCGGUGCAUGUUGUUAUGACUAACAACAAAAUUAUCUGUGCUUGUGAUAAUCUAGAAUUCAUUUCCUGGAUGAGUGAAACAAAAGUAAAUUUUUCGAUGCCAUAUAUAAAGUGUUCACAAAGCAACGGGGCUUCUAUUGAUAUUAUGAACGCUUAUGAGGACCUAAAGAUAAGUUGUAAAAGAGCAGGAUGGAUUUCGGCGGCAGCACAAAAUACCGUCAUUGUUGUUACAACAUUCUUUAUCCUAGCUUGUGUGUCCGGCGUUCUGUUGUACAACAAACGUUGGACCAUCACUUAUCGUUGGUACUUGUUUCGAUUACGUCACAAAGGAUAUUCCCCAAUCGAUGGCAAAAAUGACGAAUUUCAAUUCGACGCUUUUCUUUCCUUUGCCGAGGAAGAUUUUGAAUUCGUCAAAGACGUCAUCGAGGAACUCGAAAACCGGUCAGAGGAUAGAUAUCGUCUUUGCUUUCAUCACCGUGAUUUUAUUCCAGGUACAUCGAUUGCAAGCAACAUUGUUUCUGCAAUUCAUCACAGCAGAAAAACAAUCAUUUUCAUGUCACACGCGUUUCUGAAUAGCACGUGGUGUAAAUAUGAACUGCAAAUGUCAAUCACAAAAGAGGUUGAAACGAAUAGUGAUGUCAUUAUCAUGAUCGUUCUUGAUAAUAUACCCAAGAAUAAAAUGUCUCUCGAGGUCUUGAGGUACUACAGAAAAAACUGUUACCUUGAAAAGCCUGAAGGAGCGCAAGAUCGGACUUUACUGUGGAAAACACUGAGAGAGUCAUUGAAAGACGCAUGAAAAAACGUCGAUUAAUCAGUUGCAAAACUUUGCGAUAGCAUCAUUUUACUUAGAAAAUCAUCACCUUUAUAUCAUGAGUCUAUAUUUUCUGCAACAUAACAGUUUUACUAAUCACUAAUAUCAAUUUGAUUUUCAAAACGUAGCUCGCGGGUUUGCUAAUUUUCCUCGCGUAAGCAAAAAGACGUACUUGUGUUGCACAAGUAAAGUUUAGAUUAUCUAUCCAAUGCCAGUAUUUGAUUAAAACAAUCUCCGAUUUAAUUCCAAAGUAAAAAAAAAAAAAAAAAGAACACGUACACAAUUAUUACUAACCAUUUGUUUUAGUACUGUAAAAUAUUAUUCAAAAUCAUAGCAAUCAAUACUCAUUUUCAUUGAUAUGUUGAUUCAAAAUACGUUAUCUUCACCUUUCAAUAUAUCCAUUAGAUUCGAAAUAGAAGACAUCAGGGUCUUUCAUAUCUGCUUCACAUUUCAAUAUUUUAUCAACGGGAAACUAGCAGCACAGCUUUAUGACAAGCGCGAUUACUGCAGCUUCUCCAUCGUCAAAUUUCCAUAUCUGUGCAGUAAUAUUCCAUCAUCACUUGCAUAUAUAUGGUGUUUAAUUAAGUCUCUCAAUACGCAAAAGCAUACUCUGCGUAUGAACAGUUUUUAAACCGAUCCAGGCUAUUGACAAAUAAGUUGAUGUUACAGAGGUGUCAACAGUCUCGUUUAAAACAAGGAUUUCGACAAAAAUUAUGAUCGUUAUAAUGAUCAAAUUUGCAAUUACGAGCCAACACUGGGUUGAAUACUGUCUGAUGUGUUUCAUACUAAUUGUUAGACUGUUCUUUACAUACUGAUUUUGAAAUUGGUCAAGCAUAUGAUAUUUUAGAUCUUAAUUCUUGUUUACAUUUUUUAAUAAUGCAUAUUAAUAUAAACAAUAAAAUGCCUUUCUUUGUUGUUUCAUCGGGUGAUGAAGGUAGCAAUCAUUGCAACAACAAAAAUUGCAUAAGCCGCUUACGAAAGAAAGCAUUCUACUGUUUAACGUAGUUCCACACUCCUGUGACGUCAUAAGAUUUUGCAAAGUCAAUGAUUUACUGACCGGAACACAAAUUUUGCUGGAGUCCUUUUCAAUAGGUAUUGUGAAAAAUCUUGUUAGCCGUAAAAUAUUUCAAAAGUCUUAGUUAUAUUUGAAUAAUCAAUGAUAUGUUUCAAAACAUUGAAUCCAAGGACAAUAGCUCUGUUUUCAGUAAAUUAUUUAUCAAGUCCAUUAUGCCAUAGAUUUCCUUUAUUUUUCACAAACAUUUUACCAAGGUGAUAAGGAAUUAUUUGUGUCUUCUCAUGAAAUUACAUAAAAUUUUAAUCCAUAAGUGAAUUUUAAUAGCUCAACUGUAUGGUGUCAGACUUCGUUUUUUUUUUUUUUAUGGGGGUAUACAUACUCUUUAAGCUGUAGAUUUGAAAUUAUUACGGAAAAGAAUGGAUUUUUUCAUAAAUAACUAUAACAGAUGUACAUCUAAUAUAAACAGUAAAAAUGAUAUGUAAACCAUUCUAUAAAGAAAAUGUGUCCACAUUUGUUUGUUUUUUAAUAUUUUGGAGAAUAACGCUAAUUCAAUAAUUUUGCACAUAUUAUUUUAAAACUUGAUGAACAUUUUGAAAAUGACAUGUGUUUUAGUUAUUGACAUGUUUCCUGAUAAAUAAAUGCAAUUUAAAAAAAUAUUUUGUUGUUUUCAUUUUAAGAUAACAACAUAAAACUGUUUCCGAUGAAUUUCAUAAAAAUCUACAUAGGGGUACGUGACUCCAGCAGUGUCUGUAAUGAAAAUUGAUAUGGAAAUCCUUAACUGUUUUGCCUUUUUUCAUUACUCUGAAUGUUAAUUUAUUGAUUACAAACAAAAAAUGCUACCUAAACCCCAUUUUUUCAUCGAUUUUCUACAAAACGAACUUAAGUACACCAAAAUUCUAAGUACAUAUAAAAAAAAAAAAAACCCAGUUUAUUUCGUUUACUAUAAAGAUUGUCAGAGUCACAUGAAUUGAACACUAUCCGUCUGUUAUCAAAGGUGAAGAUAACGAACAGUGAUCAAUCUCAUAACUUACAAAAGGAAUACAAAAUAGAGAGUUGGACAAACACGGAACCUUGGAUAUACCCAAGGUGGGAGAAGGUGCCUAGGAGGAGUAAGCAUCCCCUGUCAACCGGUCACAUCCAUCGCGAGCCCUAUAUCUUCAUCAAGUAAACGAAGUAAUCCGUAGUCAAAAUCAGUGUGUCAAGCCGGCCUAAGAAUCGGCAUGAAAUUUGACCCAAGGAUAGGUUGUGUUGGCAAACUAGCUCGUUAUAAAGACUAUAGAAUUUGAUAAAUGCUAACUUUAAACGAGACUGUUGAAACCCCUGUAACAUCAACUUGUUUGUCAGUAACCUGUCUCAAUUUAAAAACUCAUCAUAAGCAGAACAAGCUCUUGCGUAUCAAAUCAGUUGAGAGAUAUAAACACCCUAUGAAGGUGAUAAUGAAAUAUUGCUACACGGAUAUGGGAAGUUGACGAUAGAGAACUGACAUCAUCCCGUUUGUCAGACAGUUGAGUUGUUAGUUUGCCGUUAAUAUCAAUUUUCAAUAAAAUACCUAAGUACGAAGAAGAUGUGGAGGACUUUGUGGUGUCUUUUAUUUCGAGUUCACAGGAAUAUAUUGAUCGAAUCGACAACGGAAUAAAAAUGAUUACUGUUCGAUAAAACGUCGUCGAUUUAUAUAUAUAUAUAUAUAUAUAUAUAUAUAUAUAUAUAUAUGACGAGUUUGUUUCUUCUCAAGGGGGCUUUAACGUUUCUUGUUACCUUUUGAUAUUAAAUAGCUGAAUUUCAAUACAGCUUUAUUCUUACAAAACUUUGGUAAUUGAAAAGUGUUAUGUUAAAUUUCCAUUUGUUGUAAAGAUUCAUUUUCCUUUUGUUUUCACAAUAUGAUAACUGUCAAUAUUUGAUGCUGAUAUAUUUAGCUUUGUCUACCUUCAAAAUGAUAACAGCAUGUAUUUUCAUCACGUGUUUUCUGUAGAUCCAAAUUUGAAAAAUAGAGUGUGCACUUAGCCUACCACUGAUU